UGUUCGGUUGUGUGCCAUGGUGCCGAGCAACUGGAUGUUACGUUGAGCGCAAUAGCUAAGCAGCGAGCACUCUUCUUUGGAACUCCCGCUUUCCAACCCUACUUCGAUGUCCAUGACGAUGCUACUCAAUUCCUUUGUUCCUCGCCAAAUUUCGAUUCUCAAUGUCUCAAAUAAAAAUCGGUGUUCGAAUCGAAUCUUUCCCUUUUGCUGUCUUCGAAAUCCGACUGUCGUUUCUUCGUCCUAUGUGUCACUUCAUGCUCAAAGACUCGUGCGCCAUUUCGACCCCACGAUUCCCCUGGAAAAAGCUAUAACUCCUCCGGCCUCAUGGUACACCGAUCCAUCUUUCUUCGAGUUUGAGCUUGAUCGCGUAUUCUAUAGUGGCUGGCAAGCAGUAGGGUGCACAGAGCAGAUAAAGGAUCCACAUGACUUUUUCACUGGCAGACUUGGACAUGUUGAAUUUGUUGUAUGUCGAGAUGAGAAUGGGAAGGUUCAUGCCUUUCACAAUGUUUGCCGUCAUCAUGCCUCUCUUCUUGCAUCUGGUAGCGGACAGAAAUCUUGCUUUGUCUGCCCUUACCAUGGGUGGACAUAUGGAUUGAAUGGAGCUCUUCUUAAGGCAACUAGAAUAGCAGGAGUGCGGGACUUCAAUGAAAAUGACUUUGGGCUUAUACCAAUUGAAGUAGCUAUUUGGGGCCCAUUUGUACUUCUCAAUCUGAACAAAGAGGGUUUUCCUCAAACAGAAGUGGAUAGCCAUCAUGUGGGAAGGGAAUGGCUCGGUAGCAGUGCAGAUAUAUUGAGCACCAGUGGAAUUGAUUCUUCACUCAGUUAUCUCUGCAGACGUGGAUAUACCAUUGACUGCAAUUGGAAGGUGUUUUGUGAUAACUACUUAGAUGGUGGCUAUCAUGUACCAUAUGCGCAUAAAGGCCUUGCUUCUGGUCUACAGCUUGAUUCCUAUUCCAUCACGACGUUUGAAAGGGUAAGCAUUCAAAGUUGUGAAAGCAGCUCGGCAAAAAGGAACGAGAGCUAUGACAGACUUGGAAAAAAUGCUAUAUAUGCUUUUGUUUAUCCCAACUUCAUGAUAAAUAGAUAUGGACCCUGGAUGGACACCAAUCUUGUACUUCCGCUGGGACAUAACAAAUGCCGAGUAGUUUUUGAUUACUAUCUUGAACACUCUCUAAAGGAUGACACAGAUUUCAUAGACAGAAGCUUACAGGACAGUGAGAAAGUACAGAUAGAAGAUAUUGUGCUGUGUGAAAAUGUUCAGAAGGGCCUUGAAUCUCCUGCAUAUUCAGUAGGAAGAUAUGCGCCCACCAUUGAGCAGGCCAUGCACCAUUUUCACUGUCUGCUUCAUGAAAACCUCGCACAUUAAAAGUCUUGGGUCAUCACAGACUAUUGCUGCGGCGUAAGUGCGGGUGUGUUUCAUGAUCAAGAAAAAUGUCGCAUCAUGUUAAUGUUGUUAUUCUCUGGUAAGUAUAAGGUUAUCUUUUCUGAAUGAAUUAUGCUGAAUAAUUUGCCAUAUCCCAGCCUCAUGUCCAGGGAAAGACUUGCUCUCUUACAGGAGUAGUAGUCAAGUAAUCUAUUAAGCUUUUGGUGAUU
Messenger RNA from Neltuma alba, 1593 nucleotides. RefSeq names its product choline monooxygenase, chloroplastic. The record is from RefSeq and is a predicted model, not a curated record. The transcript has 10 exons. The coding region runs from base 107 to 1366 and encodes 419 amino acids. Gene Ontology annotation, molecular function: iron ion binding; 2 iron, 2 sulfur cluster binding. Lineage: Eukaryota; Viridiplantae; Streptophyta; Magnoliopsida; Fabales; Fabaceae.